AUGGAUAAUUGGCCAUGGUAUGACUUGAAUUUAUUCACAUACCCACAGCACUAUUAUGAAGAUUUGGAAUAUGUCCUCAUACCUCAUGGCAUCAUUGUGGACAGAAUUGAGUGGCUGGCUAAGGAUAUUAUGAAAGACAUAGGAUGCUGUGACAUUAUGGUCUUGCGUGUGCUUAAAAGAGGUUACAAAGUCUGUGCUGACCUUGUGGAGCACCUGAGGAGCAUCAGCUGGAAUUCAGAUAGAUUUGUCUCUAUGAAGGUUGAUUUUGUCAGAAAUGACUAAUCCAUGGGCGAGAUGCAGAUAAUUGGACGCGAUGAUCUCUCCACACUUGCUGGAAAGAAUGUCCUCGUUGUUGAGGAUGUUGUUGGGACUGGGAGGACCAUAAAAGCUCUGCUCAGCAGCAUUGAGAAAUACAAGCCCAACAUGGUUAAGGUAGCUAGUUUGUCGGUGAAGAGAAAUCCUAGAAGUGAUGACUUUAAACCUGACUGCAAGAUUUACUUUAAUCUUGCCUCCUAG
Molecule: messenger RNA, 516 nt
Organism: Trichechus manatus latirostris (Florida manatee)
Lineage: Eukaryota; Metazoa; Chordata; Mammalia; Sirenia; Trichechidae
Gene: PRTFDC1
Product: phosphoribosyl transferase domain containing 1
Exons: 7
Cellular component (GO): cytosol
Source: RefSeq, a predicted model, not a curated record